This is a messenger RNA of Brassica oleracea var. oleracea, 833 nucleotides long. RefSeq lists its product as uncharacterized. The record is from RefSeq and is a predicted model, not a curated record. NCBI's taxonomy places the organism in Eukaryota, Viridiplantae, Streptophyta, Magnoliopsida, Brassicales, Brassicaceae. The transcript has a single exon. The coding region runs from base 185 to 607 and encodes 140 amino acids.
UCUGUUUUCUCUUUUUUUUCUUUUUCUGAUAAAUAAAAAACAAAGACGAUCACAUUUUCUCCAAAGCGUAGAAUCAAAGCAAAGCCAAUGGGAAAAAAAUCUCUAAUUCCCACUAAUGUUUUGUUUACAUAUAUAUAUAAACCAACAACGUAAACAUAUAUUUUGGUUGUAAACACAAGAAAGUAUGCAGAGAAGAGAGACUGGUGAUGAAAACAGUGGGGUUUGUUGCCGGCUGAUAAGGUACGUGGUGGUUAAACUCAUGUCGGGUCAGAAGGAAGAAAAGUCUGUGAAGAAGAAACUGAUCAAGAAGGGAUCAAAUUCGGAUAUCACAAUCCACUUCAAGGAAAGAGAAGAUAACGCUGCUAAUGCCAUCAAUACUAGCUCUAGAUCAGAGAGAGAGAGGGUGAUCAUGCUGGUCAAUGGUGGUAGUGACGUGAAGAGCGUAGCGAGUGAAGCUAGCUUUGUGCGACCUCAUGCUGCGGUGGUGGUAGCUAAGCCUGAAGAUGUGAGGAGAAGAUCACAACCAAAGCCAGUUUCGAUUGAUAUUGAUAAGAAAUCAGAUGCUUUCAUUCAGAGUAGACUCGAGAUGAUGAGAAAAAGGCUUUAGCCUCUCUCCUUAGAACCAGAGAUACACACUGGUGGUACUCAUAUAAUAUGCUGUUGUUAUCCAUAAAUUCAUUUUUUUUUUACUUUACGAAAACAAAUACUGUAUUUAUUCUUGAUAAAUAGUCUAUCUACUCAUUCGUAUACGUGUGUAUUCUGACUAUGUACUAUUGCCAGUUUAUUUGAAAAUUUACUUUACGAAAACAAAUACUUUGCCAGUUUAUUUGAAA